ACUCUGCUUAUUUCAAACGUUGAUGGCCGCCGCCUUCACAUUGCUAAUGCUUUUGUAAUACGUUACAGCUAGCUUUAAACGGAGUAAAAAUGGGAUUUUGAGCAUUUAACGAUUGAGAAAGUCUUGUUUGGGGAGACAGUGCGGGAUGCUGCAUCGCAAUGGGAAAUAUUUUUGGCAAAAAGAAACGAAGUCGAGUCACAGAACAGGACAAAGCUGUUUUGCAACUGAAGCAGCAGAGAGAUAAACUGAAGCAGUAUCAGAAGAAGAUCACUCUACAGCUGGGGAAGGAGAGACAGUUGGCCAAGCAGCUGCUGCAUGAUGGCAAGAAGGAGAAAGCUCUCCUGUUGCUUAAGAAAAAACGCUACCAGGAACAACUUCUGGACAAGACGGAGAACCAGAUAAGCAACCUAGAGCGCAUGGUUCAAGACAUUGAGUUUGCACAGAUCGAGAUGAAGGUGAUUGAAGGACUGAAGGUUGGCAAUGACUGCUUAAAGAAAAUGCAUGAGGUGAUGUCCAUAGAAGACGUGGAGAGGAUCAUGGAUGAGACCCAGGAAUGCAUUGAGUACCAGAAGCAAAUUGAUGACAUUCUGGCAGGCUCUCUGACGCAAGAGGACGAGGAUGCUGUAUUAGCAGAGCUGGAGGCUAUCACUCAGGGAGAUGUUGAGCUUCCUGAGGUGCCUGAUGAGCAAUUACCAGAGAUUCCAGAUCAAGAGCCAGAGCGGAAGAAGGAAAUUGUGAAGAAGAAGCCGGAGAGAGAGCUGUUGGCUUUGUAGAGCCUCACCAAUGCACUUUUAUAUUGUUCCUGUAACUCCUGGGCGUAGAUGACAACUCUCUCCUCUCUAGAAAAGAAACUUUCUAGAAACAUUCAAGAGGACUCCCUUAAACAUGGGAGCUUUGUUUACGGCCCAUCAUAGUUCUCUCAGAUCUACAGUCCAUCUAAUGGGGCUUUUCUGCUGGACAGUGCCGUACAGUUUACACUUACUACACCUUAUCUUUUAUUUUCCCAUACAACGACAGCAGAGUUUGCAGGUCUGACUUUUUACUUGUUUUGUUUUCUAUGAAUUGACAAACAGCAUUGCACUUGGUGGAAAUUUUGAGAGACCCUAUUAUGCUCUGCUGUAUUGUCAAUUGAGUUUUAUUUUUUCCAAAUAGGAAUCUGUCUCAAGAGACAGUUCUAUGACUAUUAUGAUUGACCAAUCACUAGUUUUGCUUGGUAACUGAUUGUUUAACUGCAGUACAGGUCAAUUGAUAAAGUAAACAACACAAAACAGGAUCGCUGGCUUCUUGCCAUACUGCACUGUCCAAUGAAAAAGUGCUUGAUUCUUCCCUGUGUAUUUGUCAGUGCCUGGUCUAAUGAAGAAAAGGUUUGUUUUUUUAUUUGUUUUCCUACCAUUACUAUUUUUUUUUUAAACUAAAUACAUCAUCAUUAACUUGUGACUCUUCAGACCAGUGAUAUUUUUAAUCUUACCUUCCAGGUCUUUCAUGAUUUAACCAUAUAUAUAUAUGUAUGUGUGUAUGUGUGUGUGUGUAUGUAUGUAAGUAAACCUUCUGGCCAGGUAUAAGGGAUUUUGUCAUCGUCAUCCCAUCCCCCUCCCCACCCCGACUUGUAAUAAACUGCAUGUGAGGCUUAUACCAGUAUCUUGUCAGAAUUAUAGGCUAAUAAAUGCUGUGUAAAAGCUCCUUCACUUUAUUACCUCUCUACACGGGUGCUUACAACACUCCUGUCUGAUUUAGGAGGAUUACGUCUGUUGGAUUAGAAGGUUGUAUACCCCAUUUUAACGUUCUUCACAUUGCCAACGAAUGCAGUCAUACUUUAAUUUUUUUUAUCUCAGUGAUUUACUUGAGCCUUUUUUCCCCGACUCAAGGUUUAUUUUUUAAGAUGUGGAAACAUUUCUUAAACCCAAAGUUAGUUCUUCUCUAGAAUACACAAUACACAAGCCAAUAAAUAUACUUUUUUCUCUCUAUUAUGAUUUAUCACUAUCAUGUUGGACUGCACUCAGCUGCUCUGUACUCAUAGCUGUCCAGCACUUCUUCAUAGUCUUAAGUCUGAUUAUACAAAUUUAAUUUUGUUAUUUUGCAACAAUAAAAUUAUUUUGAAUCAUU
Molecule: messenger RNA, 2103 nt
Organism: Ictalurus furcatus (blue catfish)
Lineage: Eukaryota; Metazoa; Chordata; Actinopteri; Siluriformes; Ictaluridae
Gene: chmp6b
Product: charged multivesicular body protein 6b
Exons: 8
Coding region: 159-773 (204 amino acids)
Biological process (GO): vesicle budding from membrane; late endosome to vacuole transport via multivesicular body sorting pathway
Cellular component (GO): multivesicular body; ESCRT III complex
Source: RefSeq, a predicted model, not a curated record